Molecule: messenger RNA, 2016 nt
Organism: Prunus armeniaca (apricot)
Lineage: Eukaryota; Viridiplantae; Streptophyta; Magnoliopsida; Rosales; Rosaceae
Source: the annotation of a GenBank genome assembly
AUGGGGAAGAAGACGAAGAAGCCAGGAAAAGGCAAAGAGAAAACAGAGAAGAAAACAGCGAAAGCUGAUGAAAAGAGAGCUCGCAGAGAGACCAAGAAGCUCUCGCCCGAGGAUGACAUCGAUGCCAUUUUGUUGAAUAUACAAAAAGAAGAAGCCAAGAAGAAGGAAGUCCAUGUUGAGGACAAUGUCCCAGCUCCGUCUCCGCGAUCAAAUUGCACGCUGAACAUAAAUCCCUUGAAAGAGACAGAGUUAAUCCUUUACGGGGGUGAAUUCUACAAUGGUAAUAAGACGUUUGUGUAUGGUGAUCUUUACCGCUACGAUGUUGAAAAGCAGGAAUGGAAGUUAAUUUCGAGCCCCAAUAGUCCACCUCCUCGUAGUGCACACCAGGCCGUGACGUGGAAGAACUAUCUUUACAUCUUUGGUGGUGAGUUUACUUCCCCAAACCAAGAGAGGUUCCAUCACUACAAGGACUUUUGGAUGUUGGACCUCAAAACGAAUCAAUGGGAACAACUAAAUUUAAAAGGGAGUCCAAGUCCACGCUCAGGUCAUCGAAUGGUAAUGUACAAGCACAAGAUUAUUGUUUUUGGAGGCUUCUAUGACACUCUUAGAGAAGUGAGGUACCAUAAUGAUCUCUAUGUAUUUGACCUUGAUCAGUUCAAGUGGCAAGAAAUAACUCCUAGGCCGGGUUCCAUGUGGCCAAGUGCCCGAAGCGGUUUUCAGUUUUUUGUGUACCAAGAUGAGAUUUUCUUAUAUGGUGGCUAUUCCAAAGAAGUUUCAUCAGAUAAAACUGGCUCUGAGAAAGGAGUUGUUCAUUCAGACUUGUGGUCUCUUGAUCCUAGGACUUGGGAAUGGAACAAGGUAAAAAAAAGCGGGAUGCCUCCUGGACCUCGAGCUGGGUUUUCUAUGUGUGUUCAUAAGAAGCGAGCUUUGUUCUUUGGGGGUGUGGUGGACAUGGAAGUUGGAGGUGAUGUAAUGAUGAGCUUGUUCUUGGAUGAACUUUAUGGUUUCCAAUUAGACAACCAUCGCUGGUACCCAUUGGAGCUACGGAAGGGGAAAUCAACAAAAGAUAAGGUAAAAAGGAGUUCUGGACGAAAACGCAACAGUGAUGAUAAGAUAACUUCAACUGAACCAGAGGAGUCUGUGGCAAAUGACAAAGAUGAUAAUUCAGAGAAUGAUGAAGAAGCGGAUGACUUGGAAAGCAAAAUUGAUGGUAUAUCGAAUCAAAUGGCUACAACCAUGACUGGUGGUAAUGGUGACUUAGCUGUCAAAUCUGAAGGAAAGCCACAGGAAUCUAGUUCUAAUUUGGAUUCGCAAAUUUCUGAUAUACCAGAGAUAGUGAAGCCCUGUGGACGUAUCAAUUCUUGCAUGGUUGUGGGAAGAGAUACCUUAUAUGUUUAUGGGGGAAUGAUGGAGGUUAAAGACCAAGAAAUUACACUCGAUGAUUUGUAUUCUCUUAAUCUUAGCAAACUUGACGAGUGGAAGUGCAUCAUACCGGCAUCAGGAUCUGAAUGGGUUGAGGUCUCUGAGGAUGAAGAUGAGGAUGGAGAUGAAGAUGAUGAUAGUGAAGAUGAAUGCAAUGAAGACAGCAACAGUGAUGAGACUGAUGAUGAUAAUGAUGAAGAGGGUGGGAAAGAUGGAUCCCUUCAAAUGGGAGAUGCUGUUGCUUUAAUCAAGGGCGAGGGAAGGGCUCUACGGAGGAAAGAGAAACGGGCCAGAAUAGAGCAGAUCAGAGCCAGUCUUGGCCUUUCAGAUUCACAAAGAACCCCAACGCCUGGUGAAUCUUUGAGAGAAUUCUACAAACGUACAAAUAUGUACUGGCAAAUGGCAGCGCAUGAACAUACUCAACACACUGGAAAGGAGCUCCGUAAGGAUGGUUUUGAUCUUGCUGAAGCUCGAUACAGAGAGCUUAAACCAAUUCUUGAUGAGUUGGCCAUUUUAGAGGCAGAGCAGAAGGCUGAAGAGGCAGAAGCUUCAGCUGAAACUAGCACGAAAAAGAGAGGCAAGAAGAAACGAUAA